Molecule: messenger RNA, 6326 nt
Organism: Chelonoidis abingdonii (Abingdon island giant tortoise)
Lineage: Eukaryota; Metazoa; Chordata; Testudines; Testudinidae
Gene: ZNFX1
Product: zinc finger NFX1-type containing 1
Biological process (GO): regulatory ncRNA-mediated heterochromatin formation
Cellular component (GO): nuclear RNA-directed RNA polymerase complex
Molecular function (GO): helicase activity
Source: RefSeq, a predicted model, not a curated record
CCUGGUGCGGGGCGCGGCUCUUGGCUCGGGCCAGGCUGGGCCCAGCGCGGAGGGUGGCCGGGUACUGUGGGGGGGUCACCUGUGUAAGGAGAAGCCCCUCAUGGCGUAGCGCAAAGAACCAGGCAGAAGAGGACUUGAGUGACUCUCAGGAAUGGAUGGCAGGAGACCUGGACAAGAACCCUACCCAAGGCUGCACAAUGUUAACUGGAGAGAGUGUCAAGAUGCUGGCUUGCCACAAAGAGGCAGAAACCGAGCAAUUAAUGCACCAGGCUAUCCUCGGAGAGGAGCAGCCCAGCCUGGAGGAAACCUCAGGGUUAACAAUAACCCUCUUCCCCCUGGGCAGAGGGAAGGAAGAUACCAUGGUGAAGGACAAUAUCCCAAUCAGGGAAGGAGAAACCAGGGUGGACAAGCCAAUGAUGGACCCAGAGGACAGUGGAAUGAGCAGGAAAAUGAGGCCAGAAGGAGAAGAAGAAGAAAUGAGAGCCAAGAUGGUGGCAGGGGCAGAAGAAUCCACCCUUGUGAAAAUCCUUGUUUCCAUCAGAAUCCUGUUCCAGGCGGAGCCCAGUGCCAGGAGCCCAAUGAACAGCCUCAGCAACUCAGGAGGAUUGGCUACAAAUUCUUGGAUAGUCUCCUUCAGAAAGACCCCUCUGAAGUGGUCAUCACACUUGCCUCCAGUUCAGGGCUCAAGGAGCUUCUGUCUCAAACAUCUAUGAAACCCAGCUUCCUCCAGCUUAUUUGCCAGGUUCUUAGGAGGGCAUGCAGCUCCAGAAUGGACCGCCAAAGUGUCCAGCAGCUCCUGGGCAUGGUAAAGGAAUCAAACUUCCUCAAGAUCUGCCUGCCACAGUAUGUUGCAGACAUGAUGACUGAGGUGAUUCCUGCUGUACGACAUCAGUUCCCUGAGCAUAUAAACAACAUCAUCUCCCUCCUUCAGGAUCUGGUGAGCAUUUUCCCAGCCAGUUCUGUGCAGAAAAUCUCCAUGUUGAUGUCUGUCCUGCCAGCAUCUAUAAAUGCCCUGAGAGCAUCUGGUGUGGACAUUACAGAACAGAUUGAGAAGAACCUAGAAAAAGUCCUGACCCUUAUUCAGCAUCUGCAGGAGAAGAGGCGUGAGGGCACUCUGAGAGCUGAUGACUACACCCUAGUGCAACCUCAGGGUGAUGGUCAGGAAGAAACCUACCGCACAAUGACCAUCUACCCCACAUACAACGAGGUGCAUCGGGAUAAAAAGCCCUUUCUUCGUCCCAAUAUUGUCUCUGGGAGGUAUGAUAGCACCAGUGUUUACCUGGACACGCAUUUCCGGCUCCUAAGAGAGGACUUUGUUAGGCCAUUAAGGGAAGGCAUCUUGGAGCUUUUGCAGAACUUUGAGGACAAAGGUUUGAGGAAAAGGAAGUUUGAUGACAUCAGAAUCUACUUUGACACCCGGAUCAUCACCCCCCUCUGCUCCUCAUCUGGCAUCGUCUACAAGGUCCAGUUUGACACAAAGCCCCUGAAGUUUGUGCGAUGGCAGAAUUCCAAGCGUUUGUUGUAUGGGUCUCUGGUUUGUAUGUCUAAAGACAACUUUGAAACAUUCCUUUUUGCCACAGUGUCCAACCGUGAUAAUGCAGACCUGUCCCAGGGCAUUGUGCAGCUGUGCUUUAAUGAGCACAGCCAGGCGCUGCUGGCAGAGGUCCAACCAUCUGACUCCUUUCUAAUGGUGGAGACAACUGCUUACUUUGAAGCCUACCGACACGUGCUGGAAGGGCUGCAGGAGAUCCAGGAAGAAGACAUCCCAUUUCAGAAAUACAUUGUGGAGUGUGAUGUGUUGGUGAAGGAGCCAGCAUACCUGGCAAUGGGCAGCACGUACAACCUUGCGCCCCUGAUAGAGGAGCCUUCUCCAGUUGGAAAGGAGGGUUUCCUGGUGAGCCCCGAUGACUUGAGAAGACCGAGGGUGAAUGUUCUAGACCCCAACCAGUGGCCUUCAAUGGAAGCCUUGAAGUUAGAUGAGUCCCAGAUGCAAGCCCUGCAGUUGGCACUCACCAAGGAGCUGGCCAUUAUCCAGGGGCCUCCUGGAACUGGAAAGACCUAUGUGGGUUUGAAGAUCGUUCAGGCUUUCCUGACCAACGACCAGGUGUGGCAAAGCACUCUCCAGAAGUUUCCCAUCCUUGUUGUCUGUUACACCAACCAUGCAUUGGAUCAGUUCCUGGAAGGAAUCUACACCUCUCAGAAGAGUGGGAUUGUGCGAGUUGGAGGGAGAAGCAGCAGCGAGAUCCUGAAGCAGUUUACCCUGCGAGAGCUGCGGAAGAAGUGUGAAUUUCGCCGCAGCCUGCCCACGCACCUCCGCAGGGCAUACAUGAAUAUAAUCACCCAGAUGAAACGGUCAGAGCAGGAGCUGCGUGAAGGAGCACGACACUUAGAGUGUACAGCACAUGGAGUGUUGCAUGAACGCCACUUGCAAAGAUAUAUCACUACGCAACACUGGGACAGCCUGAUGAAUGGUCUGGAUGAUGAGUGGUUUUACUAUAAGGGUUCAAGGAACUCUAUGAUUCUGGAGUGGUUGGGCCUUGGUGUUACUGCCUUCACCCAGAAUGGUGCAGAGAACCCAGCGUCUGAGAAUGCGGGUGGCCAGCAGGAUGGAGAGGAGGAGCAGGAGGGGGAAGAGGAGGGGGAACAGCUGCUGGAGAUCCCAGAGGAGGCUGACCUGAUUCAGGCAGACCGAGUGAUUGAGGAAGAGGAGGCAGCCAGACCUCAGCAGAGGAGGGAAGAUGAGAAUGGUGCCGUCAUGGAACUGGCAAAUAUGCUGCUGGCCAUGAAGCUGGAAAAGCAGGGUCAAGGGGCAGCCCAGCCACAGCAGGAAGCCAUGGAGUGGGAGAUGCAACCAGCUCAGAGGAGGAAAAUGAAGCAGAAGAUGAGGGCUGAGCUCCGUAAACUGAAUGCAAUGACUGAGGCAGAAGCCAGGGGUGUCCAGGACUUGUGGCAGCUGGACCUCAGCUCCCGCUGGAGGCUGUACAGGCGCUGGCUACAGAUGUACCAGGGGGAGAUUCGACGAAAGAUCCUGCAGCAUGAGCAGCAGUACCAGGUGGCAGCAGAGAGGUUGGCAGAACUGAGGCUACAGGAGGAUCUCUGCAUUCUUAAGGAGGCCCUGGUUGUAGGGAUGACGACUACAGGUGCUGCUAAAUAUCGUCAGAUCCUGCAGAAAGUGGAGCCUCGAAUUGUCAUAGUGGAAGAAGCAGCAGAGGUGCUGGAGGCUCACACCAUCACUACUCUGAGCAAAGCCUGUCAGCACCUCAUCCUCAUUGGAGACCACCAGCAGUUGCGGCCUAGUGCUAAUGUGUAUGACCUGGCCAAGAACUUUAACCUGGAGAUGUCUCUCUUUGAGCGGCUGGUGAAAGUCGGCUUCCCCUUUGUCCGCUUGAAUUAUCAGCACCGCAUGCGCCCUGAGAUUGCCCAGCUCCUCACUCCCCACAUAUACCGGGAGCUGGAGAACCAUCCCUCUGUCCUCAAAUAUGAAAACAUCAAGGGGAUUUUAUCUAAUCUUUUCUUUGUGGAGCAUGACUUCCCUGAACAGGAGAUCCAGGAAGGGAAAAGCCAUCAGAAUCCACAUGAGGCCCAGUUUGUGGUGGAGCUGUGCAAAUACCUCUUGUGCCAGGACUACUUGCCCUCUCAGAUCACCAUCCUCACCACCUACACUGGGCAGCUUUUCUGUUUGCGCAAACUCAUGCCUGCCAAGAUCUUCACAGGUGUGAAGGUUCAUGUGGUGGAUAAGUAUCAGGGUGAGGAGAAUGACAUUAUCUUGCUAUCACUUGUGCGGAGUAAUAAGGAAGAGAAAGCUGGGUUCCUGCAGAUUUCUAACCGGAUUUGUGUAGCAUUAUCCAGAGCUAAGAAAGGGCUAUACUGUAUUGGGAAUAUGGGAAUGCUUGGCAAGGUGCCUCUCUGGAGCAAGAUCAUUCACACCCUGUGGGAGAAGGGUCAUAUUGGUCGCUCACUGAUGCUCUGCUGUCAGAACCAUCCUGACACUAGGACUCUGGUCUCCAAGGGAGCAGACUUCUGCAGAGUUCCUGAAGGGGGCUGUAGUCGCCCCUGUGAAUUCAGGCUGAAUUGUGGGCAUGUCUGCACUCGAGCAUGUCACCCCUAUGACUUAGAGCAUAAAGAGUUUCAAUGUAUGAAGCCCUGUCAAAAGGUGCUCUGCAAAGAUGGCCAUCGUUGCCCCCAACUGUGCUUUGAGCGCUGUGGAGCAUGCAUGGUGAAAGUGCUGAAAACCAUCCCAAAGUGUGGCCACCAGCAGAUGGUCCCUUGCUCCACUCCUGAGAGCGAGUUUUGCUGUCAAGAGCCUUGUCAAAAAUAUCUGAAAUGUGGGCACAGAUGUAGUAUGUCCUGUGGGCAGGAAUGCAGUGUUCAGUGUCUUGAGAUGGUUACGGUCACACUGCAAUGUGGCCACAACCAGCAGGUGAAGUGUUGGAUCACAGUGGAGAUGAAACGUGGGAUGCCUGUGAAAUGCAAAACCAAAUGCCUUAUCCAACUGGAUUGUGGCCAUGCAUGCCCAGGUUCCUGCCAUACCUGCUUUGAAGGGCGAUUUCAUGAGCACUGCAAGAGCCCUUGUAAGCGCUUCCUGAUCUGCUCCCACAAGUGUCAGCAGCCUUGCACCAGGGAAUGCCCUCCAUGCCAGCAAGCCUGUCAGAACCACUGCAUCCACAGUUGGUGCAAAAAGAAAUGUGGAGAGAUGUGUAUCCUAUGCAUGGAGCCAUGUGAGUGGCGGUGUCAGCACUACCAGUGUACCAAGCUUUGCUCUGAACCAUGCAACAGGCCCCGUUGCGAUGUACCAUGCACUAAGCUACUGCGCUGUGGUCAUACUUGCAUUGGGUUGUGUGGGGAACCUUGCCCAAAAAAGUGCCGUGUGUGUCACCAGGAUGAAAUCACCCAGAUCUUUUUUGGCUUUGAGGACGAGCCAGAUGCUCGCUUUGUGGAACUGGAGGAUUGUGGCCACAUCUUUGAGGCCCAAGGCCUCGACCAUUACAUGGAUGAAGAUGAAAUUGUCAUCAAGCUGAAGGUCUGCCCCAGAUGCCAGACAGUGAUCAGGAAGAACUUGAGGUAUGGCACCAUCGUGAAAAGGCGACUGGAGGAGAUAGAGAGAGUGAAAGAGAGAAUCCAAGGUCCAGUAAGUGAAAUUGAAACUAGGAGGCACAGACUGCAGGGUGUGCUGGAAGGGAAGUCUGUGCUGCGAAGAAAUCUGUCCAUUAAAUAUCUCAUGCUGGAAGAGAAGCUGACACAUCCUGAUCUCUCCACAAAGAGUAUUGGACUUCUUGAGAACCUGAUUGGCUUCUAUGGGCGCCUGGGUGAGCUGAUGAGCUCCCUGAACAAGCUUGAUGUGAGCGAGAAGGAAGGACUGAGGAGGCGACUGGCUGAAAUUCAGGAGUGGUUGGACAAGCCCCGGCUAAGCUUCACUGGUCAGGAGCUCUUUGACCUCCAGAGUGAGAUUCAGAGGCUUACAUACCUGGUGAGUUUUCUGGCCAGAUGCAAAACAGCAACUGCAAAGAUGAAUACUUCUAUCUCAAGAGAAAUUGCCACUCUGCGGCAGAUCCUAGAGGGAACAAAGAAGUUCACCCAAGAGGAUGAAAAGGUGGUGAAGAUGAAAAUGGAAGAACUAAAGACAGCUCUGCCAGAGUCUGGCUUGGGAAUCUCUGAGGAGGAGCGAGUGCAGAUUGUUAGUGCCUUUGGCUAUCCACAAGGUCACUGGUUCAAGUGCCCCAAUGGCCACAUUUAUGUGAUUGGUGAUUGCGGUGGGGCAAUGGAGAGGAGCAAGUGCCCAGAGUGUAAGGCAGUUAUUGGGGGUGCAGACCACACUCUAGAGCACAGCAACCGUCUGGCCCCUGAAAUGGAUGGGGCAACUCAUGCAGCCUGGUCAGAAACUGCAAAUAACAUGCUGAAUUUUGAGGACCUUCGCAGGCUGAUAUAGAAGAGCCCCAUCUCCCUCAGAUAACCUUUUAACCCUAUGAAUGCCCCUCCUUCCCUACUGCCAAGCUGCAUAGCGUGUGGAGUAGCCAGCUGGUGUUCACUGGCUCUGCUUGGCAAAUUGGGUUUCCUGUGAUUAACACUUGCUGGUGUUUGUUGCUAGAAUUAGUCCCAUUUCCUAUUGGCACUUUAUCUGUGGAAUCAAGCAACUCAAUGAAAUAGAAAGAAACAAAAAAAUUCACCCGGUUUAGCGUGAAGCCUGCAUGGGGCCUCAUGCACUUCCAAGGCUGGCGGGCACCAGUCUAUGGUGGCAUCAGCCCCUGCAGUAGCUCUGGCUAUUGCUCAUUGCACUGAUUGUUUAACCUGAAAUCUUUUUAUAGCCCAAUAAAUUUUAUUCAUAGUCA